UUUUGAUUGUGGACAAUCGACAACAUUGAUGCGACCUAAUACCUGUAUUUGCUUCUAGUUAGGAACGCUCCUUUCCCUUUCUCAACCGCACACUCUCCCCACCCAUCUCCUUCCUUACAGUUGCUGACGACUUCUCUCUUGUCCUCUCUAUCCCUCUCCAGAAAGCUGCGCGAUCUUGACAUUCCCAUCUGCACAUCAAACAAUAAUAUUCUCAAACUGGAUAGAAGUAGCAUAGCUUGCACUCCCAUCACCAAGCCUUGAGCCGGCUUAAUCCGAUUCAGACCUAGCGGACACUAAAUGCUACUUGCAGACAUGCCUGGAGGAGAUAUCAUGAUGCUUCGUGGCAACCGUGGGACGGACGUCCAUGACCGACGGCCUGGGCUUGACAAACGUGCUGACUCCACCGCUAGCAUUGGUGGGAUUGGGUCAUUAAACAUCAGCAGCCCCACCUCUACGUUCACCAAUCUCCUCGUCGACAGCUCGGCAGGGACCUCAUCAAAAACUAUUACCUCUCCCUCGGAUACCGCCACUGCUAACCAAGGCUCUUCCACAUCCGCGACAUCCAGGACUUCCAGGACUUCCAACCCUGCACCCUCCACAGCUACUCCGGGAAAGAGUAUUUCGGACACCUCGCCAUCCUGGAUCUCCGAGCACAAACUAACGCUGGCUGGCAUCAUCGCGGCCUUCCUGGCACUCGCCAUUGCCAUUGCGUUUGUAAUCAUCACUCUUUGUCGUCGAGCGAAGAGGCGACGGACGGAGGAAGAAAAGGCCCGACAGAGUUUUUUCGCUGGCGCAGAGAGUACCCUAUAUACAGGGACAGCUAAAACCAAAAAAGCGUUAUCCCGCGGCAACAGUGUGAAUACACCCUCCGCCCUCGAGAUGAGCACGUUCGGGUUCCCCGUACCCAGUGCCGGAAACCCUGGCCCCCAAGGGAAGUUUGCCGUUUCGGCUGGGGAACCCAGUUUGAAGUCGAACCGCUCGGUGGCCGCAGAGGGUUCCAGCUUCACAGGGGUCGACAGACCACCCAGCAUCGCGCCAAGUAUCCCCCCUCCCCCAACGUCAUCCCCAUUCAUGUUCCUCACAGAAGCGUUCAAAGCGACUUCCGAUGAAUCCGUUGAUUACUUCGAGCCAAGCGCAAGCAUACGGCGGGACUUGGAGCCGCCUACUUUCACCCGGUUGCGUCCUGGACCCGAACACUCGCCACAGAGCGAGUCCAUCAUUGUAGGGGCCUCAGGGUUCGGCAGUGAUUCCAUUUCAUCAAAUGGGACACCUGUACGAUCAUAUGCCCCAAGCGCCAGAUCGGAUGUGGCCCUGAUAGAAGGGACAGCUUUCCCCCGUCCACCGCCAUCUCCUCAAACUAAUCACAUGUCAACACACACUACCCUUUAUUCCCCAACUUCACCACAACGUCCUUCUUUCGAUACCACCUCCACCUCCACCAAAUCCGCCCCCCAAACCUUGAAAUCAUCCUCGUCGCUCGUACAUAAGUCCUCGAAAACAGAGAGAAAGCGAAAUAUACGGGCGCUGGAAAAUCUUAUUGCCGCGCUGGACGACGCGGCGAGUGAAGGUGGGAGCAUCAGUCUCACCGAUGCGUCUUUGGGUCAGCCGCCCGUGGAACAAGCACUGGGGUAAAGUCGCCCGGUGGUACGCGCCUUCCAGAUGCGAGCAUGUGGAAGGCUGCGCUGGGACCUCCUGGCCUUCGUACCGAUUAACCAGACGUUGUCGGUCACCAAGGAUUCAUUCUUGUCUAGAUUCUUGCUCUUCCACAAUUUCGUGUGUAAUGUAUUUUGCUUUAUCUUGUUUUUAUUCCUUUCCUUUUAUUCAGUUCAAGGCUGCCCUUACCCGUUCAUUCCUUAUCUUCGAGAAGCUCCUCGAAUCCUUUCUAACACACGCACCUCUACGUCCGAAUUCACUAAUGGCUGGCUCGCCACGUCUCCCCUCGCUAUUUCCCGCAACCUCCGCAACCCCCU
This is a messenger RNA of Cantharellus anzutake, 1970 nucleotides long. RefSeq lists its product as uncharacterized. The coding region runs from base 298 to 1632 and encodes 444 amino acids. The transcript is spliced from 3 exons. Lineage: Eukaryota; Fungi; Basidiomycota; Agaricomycetes; Cantharellales; Hydnaceae. The record is from RefSeq and is a predicted model, not a curated record.